AUGAACCAGCCCGGUCUCGCUCAUCGACUAAGCCUCCGGCUCAUCUCACCUCUAGGAAUCGCAUCCAGAGGUAUAGCCAAGAAGCUAUGGCGCAGACUGCGGCCCCUUAAGACACAGAUCAGCUCGCCGGUCCUGAAACCGCUGCCCGAUGCACCGGAAUCUCAGCGUGCCUCGUCGCCAAGCUAUCGUGGCGUGCCAUAUAACCGGAUAUCGACGCUCAUGGACGUGGAUUACUUUCGGGGCAGCAUGAAGCCGGGUGGGAAGAACUUUGGAAUACUGAGAGUGCUCAACCCGGACCCUUCAUCCAAAGCAUCCAGCGUGGAUGUUCGCGUGAUGCCACGUUCCAUAGCUCCAAGACUUCCUGGCGGUGCAGGCCCUCCCCGUCUACCGGUACUUUCUUUCAUGGUUAGCCCCGAUCCACCGUUGUCAUCUAUGAUCGCAACGGCGCUUGAAGAACUGAGAUGUUCACCACACACGAGCUGGAUAACCGAAGAGGAAGAUAUGAACCCGUCGUCGCUUCACGCUUCAGAGAUGGACAGCAGCUCGGACAUUCCUUCGCAGCCAACAACCAAGCAUGCCAUUGCACGAAAGCCACUCCCUUGCCCAAAGGACAUUCUAUUCCCUCCUAGCAUCUUCUCGGAUUGCAAGCGUGACUGGAAUAUGGCUCGACUUGGCUUUCACCGUCCGACCAGCAGCACUCCAAGCACCACAGAGACUGUCACUGCUAAGGACGCCCGUCACUCAAUUCAGACAACAGAGUGCGAUUUUAUUUCCAUUUCAGCCGACAAAUCUCGCAGCUCGUUCAGCGCCAAGAGCUGGAUGUCGCAAGAAGUGUACCGCAACAAGCAAUCGCACAUUGCCGCAUACCUCGCAACGCUGGAUUACUCGGAAAUCCAGCGAGGCGUCGCCCCAAGCAUCCACAGCUUUUCAACCCGAGUUUCUUCUGGGAUUUCAUCAGUCUCCGGUAUCAGCCUAGGCACUUGGCGGGGCAACUCCGUUGGUCCUGACGAGUUGUCGUUUGUGGCUAUCGCUGGGUUGGUCGCUCAGCACCGCAGAGGCCUCGGUGGAGUUCCAGAAAGAGAUUGUCGUUGA
Penicillium lagena is the source of this 1092-nucleotide messenger RNA. RefSeq lists its product as uncharacterized. The record is from RefSeq and is a predicted model, not a curated record. The transcript has a single exon. The coding region runs from base 1 to 1092 and encodes 363 amino acids. Lineage: Eukaryota; Fungi; Ascomycota; Eurotiomycetes; Eurotiales; Aspergillaceae.